Geodia barretti is the source of this 1053-nucleotide messenger RNA. The record is from the annotation of a GenBank genome assembly. Lineage: Eukaryota; Metazoa; Porifera; Demospongiae; Tetractinellida; Geodiidae.
AUGGCAUCUACCCAACAAAAGAAGAAAAGUCUUUAUUUACAACGACAGAUAGAGAGACGAGAGAAAUUCCUUCAGUCUCAGGGGGCAGCACAGGAACCGAAGCAUAAUGUGCAGAUUGCUCCAGAAGUUGUGAAUCCUCCACUGAGGCAAACUGGACACCCUUCUCACAAAAACCGUUUGACAAAAAAAACAGGGCCUCAGCAAUCACAUUUGUCUCAAGAAAAAACACUAAAUCCAGACAAUUUGCAAGGUGUUGGUGUUUUGUUACCUUGUGUGUCCGAGAAGUUGCCAAAGCCUAAGGCUCCGCAAGGAGGCGUUGGUGCAUUAGUGUCAAAUGACAGAGUCAAAAAGAAUGGGGCCCUACAAGGUCCGCAAGUUAGUUCCUCUGUUCAGGAGGAAGGAAAAGGAGUGCCAGCACUAGGUUUGUCACUCUCCUACGUGACAAACGCAGCUACAGGGUACAACAAGAAAAAUCCUGACGACAAUGACACCACCACAAAAACUCAAGGUCAACUAGCCAAGAAGGCUACACAGCCACGCUGCUCGCCAAAGCUUGGGGCCCAGCCAGGAGAAAAAGUUAGCUCCCCCAUUCAGGAGGAAGGAAGAGGGGAGCAAGUAUUCGGUUUAACGCUCCCCAACACAACUAACACAGCUACACUUUGUAACAAGAGUCUACUCUCGCCAACUUCAGGGAAACUGGAUGUCAACCACCAACAAAAGAUCACAGAAGCAAAGAGGACUACACAGCCACACAGCUCGCAAAAGCUUGGGGCCCCACAAGGAGAACAAGUUAGUUCCCCCAUUCAGGAAGAAGGGGAAGGGCACCAGGCAUCGGGUUUCCCACUCCCCCACUCAAUGCAAACUAAACCAGGGGAUAAAAACCACGGGAAAAACUCAAAAGCUCUGUCAUCAAGUUCACCAGUCAACGACAUGGAGCCAAGACCCACCUCACUACAGCCAUGCAUUAAAAUAUUUAAAGAAUUCAAAGAAAUGGACUCUAACUCUCCUUCACAUUCACCUCCAGAGGAAUCACAGUUCUCAACUCUUUUAUAA